CCUUUCAAGCUCAGGAGAGUUGAUACAUUGAGUGUCAACCAUGUUUUUGUCACCUCUGUCCUAGUAAAGUUUAAGGGUAGGCACAUUCCUUUUCGAAGCCAUGGCCCGCCAACGAGCUGGUCAAUCACGCUUCAAACUGUUAGUUGCUAUUGUGAUUGUCGUGCUGUGCUUCUUGCACCUGCCAAUCAACCGCUCGCAAACUCUAGCAGUACCAGGUUCAGGGAGAGAAACUACUAGAGCAAGCCUAGAGAAGUUGACAGUGAGAAAACUGAAGACAAAGCUGCGCGAGAAGGGUUUGAAGGUGUCAGGGCGAAAAGCAGACCUUGUGGAGCGGCUGGUGAAAUACACGGCAAUGGAGUCAAUGGAGAUAAAGAGGGUGAGAAGUGGCAAACGUGAGAUUCCAGAAGCAGAGGAACCUGCAAGUUUCGAUACGGAUGUGUUCAUUCCCCUGAACAAAACCAUUGGAAAGCUAGAAGUUUUAUUGCAACAAAAAAGGGUGGUUUUCCUGCGUGCUGGUGUGGCUUGCGGCAAGUCUACACUGGCGCAGCAUCUUUGUUCAGUGCAGCCGUCUAAGUACUUGGAAGUUUGUCCUCCUGCUCCUGGGAAUGCAACCUGUGCAGAAUGUUGGGGGAUGCAGUUCAAGGACGCUUUGUUGAAUGUGGUUUCCACCGCUGAUGUUGCAGACAGAAACUUGCAGAUUGCAUUGAAGAGGCUCUUCAGAAACGAACAGGUCUUGGUGUUCGAUGAAUGCCACUUGCUUUUUGCUUGCCCCGAGUUCUACCAGCAGUUCCUGAAAAAGCCCCCGUAUCUGAAGCGCCGUCCAAUGGUUCUGUUAUUAUCUGCAGCAUCUGAAAUGCAAAGUGUGCAAGGACAGACCUUUACAACACCAACCGAAAUUACUGGAAAAUACAUGUGGACCCCCCCAAUGCCAGAUGCCAAAGCUCUUGUUAAUCAACUCGCCCAGGCUGAUGUGUAUUUGUCUCAAGAUGCGAUUGAGUUCUUUCUGACCUUUUGUUGUGGACACAGAGGUCUCUUCAUAAGAAGCAUGGAAUGGGUGAAGAAGAAGCAGAGCGCAGAGCAGAGGAACAGCACUCCGUGGAAUUCGACUCGCGCCCUUGGCGAGGCUAGCCAAGCAUGGGACACAGAGAAUUGGAUUCACGCCCCAGAUGAUAGCUUGAUGGGGAAACUUCAGACUAUUCGAGCCAUUCGUGUGAAUGGGGAUUUUGCAAGCUUGGAGAGCAUACCAGAACAAUUUGUGAAAAUCUUGUGCGAGGGUCCAACUGAUGAUAUCGACAUACCUGCCCGCCGCAAGCUCACAAUUCAUGGUUUCAUACUUCCUACUCUGCAAGACAACAUGGGGGCGGAGCAAAAUGAGUUUCGGGAACUGGACUGGGCAAAGGGGGGGGCAAAGUAUGGUGUCGCCAAUUACCUGAUGGCUUCCUAUUACCGCCAAGCGCUUGCAAAAAAGCGGCAGCUGACAGUGGAGAUAGACACACACCCAGCUAGUUGCAUAGAUUUUCUUUUGCGAGCGCUGCCCUCCUUGCUUUUUGCGGAAGUGGUGGCCAUCAGUGUGAAAGACCGCGGCCAGGCAAUUGUUCAUUCUGAUAUUUCAGGAGAAGAGCUCCCAUUUGAGGUUCAUUACACCUUUGCUUUAAUUCGCGUGUUGAAGCGCUUGGGAUUUCGAACCGUAAGUAGUUUGGAGAGCCCACCUGAUGGGAAGGUUGACAUCUAUUAUACAACGCAGGACUGUUCAGCUUUCGCCAUUGAAGCGGUCAUGGCUGCUCGCGGACGAGCUGCGAUUGAAAAACAUCGAACACGCUUUAAGAAUGUGACAAACUACGCAAAUGCCAAGCACAAGUGUUUGCUAAUCAUUGGAAGGAAGGGCCACCAAUUGAGAAAACUUGUGCAAGACACGCGGGGUGGUAUAGCGGGUUUGGAGAUUGUUGGACUUGCUGCCAAUUCAGCACACACCGGCUACCAUGU
Durusdinium trenchii is the source of this 1983-nucleotide messenger RNA. NCBI's taxonomy places the organism in Eukaryota, Dinophyceae, Suessiales, Symbiodiniaceae. The record is from the annotation of a GenBank genome assembly.